UGGUCGAGCGAACAACCACAAUUGCGAGGGCAGCGGAUACGAGACGAGAAGCGAGCGGUACUAUCUAGUAUUAUACGUUGCAGGAGCGAAAGACGAGGCCACUGGACAACAGAGACGUGUCGCGGGUGUAACAGAAAACAAAACAACAAACAGAAACUAACGGAGAGCUAUCGUAGUGCCUGAAAUAUCCAAUAAUUUCGAGUGACAUUCGCCACAAAUCAAUCGAUCGUUCGUUUUGAAACCUGAUUUGUAGAGUUCGUUUCUGCAAGUGUGUGUGUGCAUGUAAGCCAUGGGUUCUGGGCGAGCGAGCGAGAUAGAGCCAGAACACUGAUUCGAUUCGAAUUCAAUUACAAAAUUCAUUGAGUGUCAAUUACAACCGCAAAACAAACCGCACGCACAAAUCUCAGGAGAAGGAGAUCCAGCGAUCCCAAAGAUCCCGAAGAUCCCAAAGAUCCAGAUCCAGAACAGAGCCAGAGCCAGAGCCAUAAAUCAUGUCUACGACAUUGAUGUUGCUGCCGUGCAUGUUGCUGCUGCUGCUGACCGCCGUUGCCGUUGCUGUCGGCGGCACGCGACUCCCGCUGGAGGUGUUCGAGAUCACGCCGACAACGUCCUCAGCGGACAAGCACAAGAGUCUGCAGUACAGCGUCUACGAUGCCAAAGAUAUUUCAGCCGCAACUGGGGCGACCAGUACGGUGAAGCCCGCUGCAGAGCAACUGACCGUGGUGAGCAUGUCCACGGCGAACGAAGAGAAGGACCUCGCCGAGUCGCGGCGACAGGCGCGACAAAUGUUGCAGAAACAGCAGCAACACCGCAUCCUCAACAAGCACGGCGAACGGGAUUUGCGCAUCCUUUACCAAGUUGGGGACUCUGAGGAGGAUUUGCCCAUCUGUGCACCGAAUGCUGUUUGCUCUAAAAUUGAUCUGUACGAAAUCCCCUGGAUCGAACGUCAAUGUCGCUGUCCUGAAUCGAAUCGUAUGCCCAACAACGUGAUCAUCCAUCAUCACAGUCAUCCGUCGGUAUCUGCGGAUACCCUGAAGUACAGAAAUUACUACGAAAGGGAAAAAAUGAUGCAGCACAAGCGAAUGCUUUUGGGUGAAUACCAGGACAAGAAGUUCGAAAGUCUGCACAUGAAGAAGCUAAUGCAGAAGUUGGGCGCCGUCUACGAAGAUGAUUUGGAUCACCUGGAUCAGUCUCCGGACUAUAAUGAUGCCCUGCCCUAUGCGGAGGUGCAGGAUAAUGAAUUCCCCCGGGGAUCGGCGCACAUGAGGCACUCGGGACACCGGGGCUUAAAGGAGUCGCCACCUACUUUUAUUGGUGGCUGUCCCAGUAGUUUGGGUGUGGAAGAUGGCCACACCAUUGCGGAUAAGACUAGGCACUAUAAGAUGUGCCAGCCGGUGCAUAAGUUACCAGUUUGCAAACACUUCCGUGACUACACUUGGACUUUGACAACGGCAGCCGAGUUAAAUGUGACAGAGCAGAUAGUUCACUGUCGGUGUCCCCGGAAUUCGGUGACCUAUCUGACCAAGAGGGAACCCAUUGGCGAUGGCAGUCCAGGCUACAGAUAUCUGUUCGCCUGUUCUCCCCUGACGCGCCUUCGCUGUCAGCGAAAGCAGCCGUGCAAGCUGUUCACGGUGCGAAAGCGUCAAGAGUUCCUCGACGAGGUCAACAUUAACUCCCUGUGCCAGUGCCCCAAAGGACACCGCUGUCCCAGCCAUCACACACAGUCCGGCGUGAUAGCCGGCGAGAGUUUCCUGGAGGACAAUAUACAGACAUACUCCGGGUACUGCAUGGCCAACGAUUGAGGUCAUCCCCAAGGGAUCAUUCCACACACAUAAAAAACACUUUGUAAAGGAGGAUAGAUUGAGCGGAGGAGCAGCUACUACAUAGAUAUCGACUGAGCCAAUUGAGUCUCGCCAAGUUACCAACUAAUGAGAAAGGAAAAACGAACAAAUACAAGCUUAGAACUUAAAAUGCACUUCCACACAAAUCAUUUUAAAGUUUUGAUAGAGCGUGUUUCUUUUGCUACCAAAUUUUGGUCAUAAAACGUAUGAUAUAAAUAUUUAAUUAGUUUUAAGAAUCGAUAUGUGCGCAGUUUGUUAUACAAAUAAUUUGUAAUGAAUAUUUAUGAAAACAAGAGCAAAACCUGCAACGAAGGAGGGCAUACCUUCCAAUAUGUAAUAUAGCAACAAACUAUACUCGUAAUCUAACCCGCAUAAAUUGUAUAUAUUUUGAUAUGUAUAACUAAAACAGUUUCAGUUAUAAUUUAAACGGAAAAUACGUAGAGCAACGCAGCAAACGUCAAAGAGCAGGAUGUGCCAAAUGUGCAGAUGGGGUGCAGUUAGUUAACGUAAGGAUAUAUCAUUGAAUAAUUCAUAGCGAGGGCAGUUCGAAACUGUGGCAACUCUGGCAGCUGUUUAGUGCAAUUUUUGUGACGUCUUCAGAGCUAUUUCCCUUCAAAUUCAGCAAUGAGCUUGCAAGGAAAUUAUAAUUAAAAUAAGAAAUUGCGCAAAGGCAUUUCACUCCAUGUAAACGUAUAGUAACCACCAUGACUCCUCCUCUUUCCUCUAACUAUGCAUAUGUAAAUCGAUUUAAGCUACAAUAUUUGGUUUUUAUAAAAACGAGCAACGAAAUUGAGAGAUGUUUGGGUUAAAACAUUUUGUAAAAAGGC
Molecule: messenger RNA, 2668 nt
Organism: Drosophila elegans
Lineage: Eukaryota; Metazoa; Arthropoda; Insecta; Diptera; Drosophilidae
Gene: aos
Product: protein giant-lens
Exons: 4
Coding region: 492-1802 (436 amino acids)
Source: RefSeq, a predicted model, not a curated record